Bombina bombina (fire-bellied toad) is the source of this 2518-nucleotide messenger RNA. RefSeq names its product phospholipid phosphatase 4 (gene PLPP4). Bases 591 to 1409 code for a protein of 272 amino acids. NCBI's taxonomy places the organism in Eukaryota, Metazoa, Chordata, Amphibia, Anura, Bombinatoridae. Gene Ontology annotation, biological process: phospholipid metabolic process. Gene Ontology annotation, molecular function: phosphatidate phosphatase activity. The record is from RefSeq and is a predicted model, not a curated record. The transcript has 7 exons.
UCCCCCUUAUUUCUGUCUAACUCCGUGUUUUGGAUUCUCUGUCACAGUCCACAGACUGUCUCAGUCGUUCGCACAUAUCUGAUUUCUCUGGUUAUGAGCAGCCCCGGGCUCUCUCCAGUCUAAUUCAUAUGACAUUACCUAUCUCAGCAAUCUCUGUCACAUAGUCCUGUGCUAGAUAGAUCUCAGCACUCUCUAGUCUCUGGAACUGCCUGCACGAUCUUUCUAUAUAACGUUCUGUCAGCCCUGAGAUGCCACUAACUUAUACACCUGGUGCACCCAGUCUACGGUAGAGUUUCUUAGGCUCUCUCAGUUCAAUUUGAUGGUCUAUCCAGCUCAGUAUCCUCUCAUUGGGUACUGGGUAGCAGCACUUGACUCUGGAGCAAUCUCUCCUUUACUAUCCGUACAAAUCUCAAGUACUUUCCAAAUUACUCUCCAGAGGACACAUCCAUCAAUCUCUGCCAGGGGCAGCUGCUUUGGCACUCUCUGCCAGGGCAACUGGUGCAGCAAGUCUCUCCCAGUACAGCUUUCUCCCGAGGCAGUCUUCUCUCCUCCGGGGCUCUGCGCCGCUACCGGUCCGCUGAUGCCUAAGGAUGAUGCGGGCUGUGCUAGAGGAGCUCGGGAUCCGGUCGCUGCUGUUCGGGGUGUUUGUGUUUACAGAGUUCCUGGACCCGUUCCAACGUGUUAUCCAACCGGAAGAGGUGUGGCUGUAUAAAAACCCGCUGGUACAGUCGGAUAACAUACCCACCCGCCUGAUGUUUGCCAUUUCAUUUCUUACACCUCUUGCCGUGAUAUUUGUGGUGAAAAUAAUUCAGCGGACAGACCGAACAGAAGUUAAAGAGGCCUGUUUGGCUGUCUCUCUUGCUCUUGCUCUGAAUGGUGUUUGCACAAAUACAAUCAAGCUCAUAGUGGGAAGACCCCGUCCUGAUUUUUUUUACCGGUGCUUUCCUGAUGGGGUCAUGAAUGAAGAGAUGCGCUGCACUGGCGAUGCCAGCCUGGUGUCUGAAGGCAGAAAGAGCUUUCCCAGCAUCCACUCCUCCUUUGCCUUUUCUGGCUUGGGAUUUACCUCAUUCUACCUGGCAGGAAAGCUGCACUGUUUUACUGAAAUGGGACAGGGGAAGAGUUGGCGACUGUGCGCUGCGCUGCUACCAUUAUACUGUGCCAUGAUGAUCGCACUGUCACGCAUGUGUGACUACAAGCACCAUUGGCAAGAUUCCUUUGUGGGCGGUGUUAUUGGUUUGGCUCUUGCCUAUGUUUGUUACCGGCAACAUUACCCCUCCUUGACGCACUCAUCCUGCCAUAGACCUUUUGUGUGCCUGUGUCAGAUCAGCACUCAGAAGAAGGAGGAAUCACCAGCAACAGACAACACUGAGGGGCUGAUGCAUGAAAGUAUGACCGAGGGACCUGUAUGACCUAUAGUGGUCUUUUCUGACUUGUAACCUCAACAAGGGGUGUCCUACACUGUGUGUACGGUAUUAAAUCCAUUUGUGUGACCAACAGCACUGCAAUCAACACAGGCCACAGAGCUAUUCUGGGAGCACAUUUGUCUAUAAUAAUGUGUUUUUCCCUGAUUCUAGAUUUUAUCUCGGUACUGUAUGAUCUUCACUUCGCUGUUGAGAACAGUUGAAAUUGUCAUUCAUUUUCAAUAUCCCUCCCAACUCAUCACAUUGUGUGUUUGUAACACCUGAUCUCCUUUUAGAUCUGAUAUUUGUUACAAUGUAGCACUUUUAGCGUCACAUUAGCAAAAAAGGCAGCACUUUUUCACUUCUUUUUAUUUUUUCUAAGACUGUAAUUUUCAAUAUCAUUCUCUAAAUAGUUAUGACAUUUCCCCAGGUCUCCAUAAGCAGUGCUAGCAAUCUCAUUCAUUGUCACUGCCGGUUCCAAUAUUAUCAUAAAUCUAACUAAGCAGUGCUGAUUUUCCAAUUACUUUUUUGAACAAAUGUUAACAUGCACAUAUGGCACAGUGACCAUUCUUAUAUUCUCAUUGUGCAGCAAACACCCAUAUGUCUUAUUUAGUGGUGUGUUUAUUUCCAUGUCUUAUUGAUCCACAACCACCACUGUAUGUUAAAAAAACAACACAUUUCUUAUGUUGAACCAUCCAUGUUUUUAACCCUUUACGCCAUUAUCAUUUCACUGUCUAAUGUAUAACUCUGAAUUUCACUUUGUUGCUGGACAAAGAAUAAGCUCAGUAUGUGAUUUCAUAAAAGGUUUAGAAUGGUCUGUGGUUUAUGAUGAAUCUAACCAUGUGAUUAACCAAGAGAGGUGGGGGUGCUAUAUAUAAAUGCUGUGAUUGACACAUCUGGAGUCGUCAUGGUAUUCUCUCAUUAUCAUAUGAUUUUACUCUUGCUUAGUUACACAUAGUAACCUAGCUUAUCCUCUCUAGUUAAUGUCAGUUUUGGCAUCCCGCUUGUUUAGGAUUGCCACCUCAGCCAUGUUUUCCAGGACACCUAUGAGUUACACAUGCUGCAGGGUGUGCAGGGAGGAACAUGUAUUGUGUUUCUGGACAGCACUAUUCAUAUUC